AGGGCAAAGGUCAGCGGGAGAAGCUGGAGCUGGUGGCCUCCUUCUCCUUCUUUGGCAACGUGAUGUCCAUGGCCAGCGUGCAGCUGGCUGGGGCCAAGAGGGACGCGCUGCUGCUCAGCUUCAAGGAUGCCAAGCUGUCCGUGGUGGAGUACGACCCCGGCACCCACGACCUCAAGACUCUCCUGCACUACUUCGAGGAGCCGGAGCUCAGGGAUGGCUUUGUUCAGAACGUGCACACCCCUCGGGUGCGGGUGGACCCCGACGGCCGCUGUGCGGUGAUGCUGAUCUAUGGCACGCGCCUGGUGGUGCUGCCCUUCCGCAGGGACUCGCUGGCUGAUGAGCACGAGGGGCUGGUGGGAGAGGGGCAGAAGUCGAGUUUCCUGCCCAGCUACAUCAUCGACGUGCGGGAGCUGGACGAGAAACUGCUCAACAUCAUCGACAUGCAGUUCUUGCAUGGCUACUAUGAACCCACCCUGCUCAUCCUCUUCGAGCCCAACCAGACCUGGCCCGGGAGGGUGGCAGUGCGGCAGGACACGUGCAGCAUCGUGGCCAUCUCGCUGAACAUCCUGCAGCGCGUGCACCCCGUGAUCUGGUCCCUGAGCUCGCUGCCCUUCGACUGCACCCAGGCACUGCCCGUGCCCAAACCCAUCGGGGGUGUUGUGAUCUUCGCUGUGAACUCUCUGCUGUACCUGAACCAGAGCGUGCCCCCGUACGGGGUGGCCCUCAACAGCCUCACCUGCGGCACCACCGUCUUCCCUCUGCGGAUCCAGGAGGGCGUGAGGAUGACUCUGGACUGUGCCCAGGCCACCUUCAUCUCCUAUGACAAGAUGGUCAUCUCGCUCAAGGGGGGGGAGAUCUAUGUGCUGACGCUGAUCACGGACGGGAUGCGCUCCGUGCGCUCCUUCCACUUCGACAAAGCGGCCGCCUCUGUCCUCACCACCUGUAUGGUCCCUCUGGAGCCCGGGUAUCUCUUCCUGGGGUCCCGCCUGGGGAAUUCCCUCCUGCUCAGGUACACGGAGAAGCUGCAGGAGCCCCCGGCCGGGGCGGGCAAGGAGGGGCCUGACAGACAGGAGCCGCCGGUGAAGAAGAAACGCUCGGAGCCAUCGGGGCCAUGGGCAGGGGGGAAGCCGCAGGCUCAGGACGAGGUGGAUGAGAUCGAGGUGUACGGCAGCGAGGCGGCCUCGGGGACACAGCUGGCCACCUACUCCUUUGAGGUGUGUGACAGCAUCCUCAACAUCGGGCCCUGCGCCAACGCCGCCAUGGGCGAGCCGGCCUUCCUGUCCGAGGAGUUCCAGAACAGCCCCGAGCCCGACCUGGAGAUCGUCCUGUGCUCGGGGUACGGCAAGAACGGGGCCCUGACCGUGCUGCAGCGCAGCAUCCGGCCGCAGGUUGUCACCACCUUUGAGCUGCCCGGCUGUUACGACAUGUGGACGGUCACCGCACCCCCGCCCCGGGAACAGCCCGAGGUGGCCCCGGGGACCAGCGCAGAGCCCGAGGCGGCGACGGCGGCUCCGGAAACUUCUGAGGAGGACGGGGAACGUCACGGGUUCCUGAUCCUGAGCCGCGAGGACUCCACCAUGAUCCUGCAGACGGGCCAGGAGAUCCUGGAGCUGGACACGAGCGGCUUCGCCACGCAGGGCCCGACCGUGUUCGCUGGGAACCUGGGCCAGGGCCAGUUCAUCGUGCAGGUGUCACCGCUGGGGCUGCGGCUGCUGCAGGGCGUGACCCAGCUGCACUUUGUCCCCGUGGACCUGGGCUCCCCCAUCGUUCACUGCGCCGUGGCCGAUCCCUUUGGGGUCCUGCUCAGCGCCGACGGCCACCUGGCCACCUUCACCCUCAAGGGGGACACCUACGGCGGCCGCGCCCCGCGCCUGGCCCUGCUGCGGCCACCUGUGUCACACCCGUCCCGUGUGACCGCUCUGUGCCUGUACCGGGACCUUUCCGGAAUGUUCACCACCGAGAGCCGCGCCCCCCGCGAGGAGCCCCCACCCCGCCCCCACGCCGAGGCCGAGACCCUCAUCCAGGACCUCAGUGGCUCCGUUGAUGAUGAGGAGGAGAUGCUCUAUGGGGACUCGGGGGGCUCCGGCCGUUCCCCACCCCGGGAAGAGCCGCGGAGGGCGGGGCCACCGGAGAGAGACCCCGCCCCCCUGAGCCCUGACCCCUCCCACUGGUGCGUGCUGGCCCGGGAGAACGGCAACAUGGAGAUUUACCAGGUCCCCGAGUGGCGCCUGGUGUUCCUGGUGAAGAAUUUCCCCGUGGGCCAGCGCGUCCUGGUGGAUUCGUCCUUCGGGCAGCCCCCGGCCGAGCCCCGCAAGGACGAGAGGGGCGAGAGGGAACUGCCCCACGUCAGGGAGCUGCUGCUGGUGGGGCUGGGCCGCGCCCAGAGCCGCCCCUUCCUGCUGGUGCACGUGGAGCAGGAGCUGCUCCUGUACGAGGCCUUUGCCCACGACUCCCAGCUGGGCCAGAGCAACCUCAAGGUUCGGUUCCGCAAGGUGCCCCACGGGAUCAAUUUCCGGGAGAAGAAGCCGAAGCCGUCGCGGAAGAAGCCGGAGGGGCCGGGGGCGGCUCCCGGGGGGGCUCCGGGCGGGACCCCCGAGGAACCGGGGGGGCCCCGGGGCCGCGUGGCGCGGUUCAGGCCCUUCCAGGACAUCUACGGCUACUCGGGGGUGUUCAUCUGUGGCCCCUCCCCGCACUGGGUGCUGCUGACGGGCCGGGGCGCUCUGCGCCUGCACCCCAUGGGCAUCGACGGCCCCGUGGAAUCCUUCGCACCUUUCCACAACGUCAACUGCCCCAAGGGCUUCCUGUACUUCAACCGCCAGGGUGAGCUGAGGAUCAGUGUCCUCCCUGCGUACCUGUCCUACGACGCUCCCUGGCCCGUGCGGAAGAUCCCCCUGCGCUGCACCGCGCACUACGUGGCCUACCACGUGGAGUCCAAGGUGUACGCGGUGGCCACCAGCUCCCCCCACCCCUGCACACGCAUCCCGCGCAUGACGGGCGAGGAGAAGGAGUUCGAGAGCAUCGAGAGAGACGAGCGCUACGUCCCCCCCCAGCAGGAGGCGUUCAGCAUCCAGCUCAUCUCACCUGUCAGCUGGGAGGCCAUCCCCAACACCAGGAUCGCGCUGGAGGAGUGGGAGCACGUCACCUGCAUGAAGACGGUGUCGCUGCGCUCCGAGGAGACGGUGUCGGGCCUCAAGGGCUACGUGGCCGUGGGCACCUGCCUGAUGCAGGGCGAGGAGGUCACCUGCCGGGGCAGGAUCCUGAUCCUGGACGUCAUUGAGGUGGUGCCGGAGCCGGGGCAGCCGCUGACCAAGAACAAGUUCAAGGUGCUCUACGAGAAGGAGCAGAAGGGACCCGUGACCGCCCUGUGCCACUGCCACGGAUACCUGGUGUCUGCCAUCGGGCAAAAGAUCUUCCUGUGGAGCCUGAAGGACAACGAGCUGACGGGCAUGGCGUUCAUCGACACGCAGCUCUACAUCCACCAGAUGAUCAGCGUCAAGAGCUUCAUCCUGGCCGCCGACCUCAUGAAGAGCAUCUCGCUGCUGCGCUACCAGGAGGAGAGCAAGACCCUGUCCCUCGUCAGCCGGGACGCCAAGCCGCUGGAGGUCUACAGCGUGGACUUCAUGGUGGACGGCACCCAGCUGGGAUUCCUGGUGUCGGACCGCGACCGGAACCUGCUGGUGUACAUGUACCUGCCUGAAGCCAAGGAGUCCUUCGGGGGGCUGCGGCUGCUGCGCCGCGCCGACUUCCACGUGGGGGCGCACGUCAACACCUUCUGGCGCACGCCGUGCCGCGGGCACGCCGAGGGACCCAACCGGCGCAGCAGCACCUGGGAGAACAAACACAUCACCUGGUUCGCGACGCUGGACGGGGGCCUGGGGCUGCUGCUGCCCAUGCAGGAGAAAACCUACAGGAGAUUGCUGAUGCUGCAGAACGCGCUGAGCUCCGCCCUGCCGCACCUGGCCGGCCUCAACCCCCGGGCAUUCAGGCUGCUGCAGUCGGAGCGGCGGCUGCUGCAGAACGCGGUGAGGAACGUGCUGGACGGGGAGCUGCUGGGCAGGUACCUGUACCUGAGCGCCAUGGAGAGGGCGGAGCUGGCCAAGAAAAUCGGCACCACACCUGAGAUCAUCCUGGACGACCUCCUGGAGAUCGACCGAGUCACCGCCCACUUCUGAGGGACCCAAAAUACCCCCAAAAUACCCCAAAAUACCCAAAAAUCACCCAAAAAAUA
This is a messenger RNA of Agelaius phoeniceus (red-winged blackbird), 4228 nucleotides long. NCBI's taxonomy places the organism in Eukaryota, Metazoa, Chordata, Aves, Passeriformes, Icteridae. The record is from RefSeq and is a predicted model, not a curated record.